AUGCCUUUCUCUUUCUUCUUCCGCAAGAAACCCUCUCGUCGAUUCAACGACUUCUACGACGACUGGUUCAAAACCCUAACCGAAAACUGUCUCCCUCUCCUCCGUCAAUCACUUUCUUCCGCCGCUUCAGCUUCCGUGUUCUCCUCCAACGUCGAUCUCGUCCUCCGUCACCUAGUCUUAUACUACGAAACCCUAGACCUCGCCACCAAUCUCCUCCGUUCUUUCAUCGACCGUGAGAAUCAAGAUUCUGAUGACGACGGAGACACCUCUCUUGAUCUCGUGAACCAACCGUUGAAGAUUUCGACUGCGUGGAAAGACCCGUCCGAUGAGCUGGUGAAAAGAAUCGAUCAGAUUGAGUGUACGAUGAGGCUUAUGGUUCCUGGUUUGAUGGAUCGUAUGAGGAAAGCACAGAGAGGUUUCGUGGCUCGAGUUUCUGAGAACUGGGUCUUGUCUUAUCAAGUUGGGAAGAAGAAGAAGCUUGCUGCGACGGUUGCGACAGCUUCAGUGGCCGUGGAUGAUGCGGCGAAGGGGGAGAUGGAAGAGCUCGUGAGUAUUUUUGUUGAUGCGAAUCGUUUGAGGAAGAGUGUGAUAAUGGACAUUGUUGGAGCUACGAGUGAGCAUCAAGCGGCUCUGUUUCUUGAAGGUUUGUGUCAGUUUCUUGCUGGCUUCAAAGAUCAGGUCCUUCUUCAAGAUUUUGAGAUUCUUGCAUUGCCCAAUUAAGAUGGUUGAUCGAUGAAUCAGAUUUGAUCGAA
Messenger RNA from Camelina sativa (false flax), 752 nucleotides. Its product is annotated as protein INAPERTURATE POLLEN1. Lineage: Eukaryota; Viridiplantae; Streptophyta; Magnoliopsida; Brassicales; Brassicaceae. Gene Ontology annotation, molecular function: sequence-specific DNA binding. The record is from RefSeq and is a predicted model, not a curated record. Gene Ontology annotation, biological process: DNA-templated transcription.